Ceutorhynchus assimilis (cabbage seed weevil) is the source of this 2903-nucleotide messenger RNA. The record is from the annotation of a GenBank genome assembly. Lineage: Eukaryota; Metazoa; Arthropoda; Insecta; Coleoptera; Curculionidae.
CCGCACCUUUUCUGUGCCAAAAACUAUAAUACAAAAUACAAUCCCAAUUACCGGUGGCUACUCGGUUGAUUGAUGAUGGGUUCAGCAAAAAAGUAGUGACAAAAUAUAAUGAAACGUCGGAUUUCAAUGCAAUGCGCUAAAUAAAAAUCACUUUUAUAUUCUACAUAAAAGUCGCAAGACUAAACAUUCAAAAUUGCCCAAUCUGACAACAAUGACUGUUCGGCCAUCUUGCUUGCCCAUCUUCCACCGCGCCACCGCGGGCCGCGCGCCGGCACCGCGGCCACCCUCUGCUCGAGUGCUCGACUCCAAGACCGUACAGCCACAUGCAAUGCGCAUUGGAUCUUGGAAUUAGCUGAAUAUAAACGUGUUUCCUGAUUUCUCUAAUUGUCUCUCUAAUAAUAUAAAGUAAACUUUGUGGUCUUGUGAUUAUGGUGAAAUAAAAUGAAUAAUGGCAUAAUGGUUUCAAUGAGGUUAUACCUAAUUUUCACAAUGAUACCUUUUCAUCUCCUGUCGAAAUCUGGGAAACGUAAUCGCUUAAAGACCUUUAGAGAUUGCACAGAAAAGAUGAAUAAUUAUGAAAGUGACACUGAUGUGGACGUUGAUAUCAAAAGAUGUAAACUCUCCUGCGACUCAGCAGGCUUACCAACAAACAAUUUGUCACAACUAUCUUCUUCAAGUAGUGGCUCUGAGAUUCUAGAAACUAGCUAUUAUGAAGAAAACCAAAUUAAUCCUGGUAAAAACAGUCCAAAAAAUAUUAUAAUUUCUUCUGUUAAUAAUUUUUGCCAUGAGUCUGAAACAACUGAAGAAACUGUCUCGAAUCCUGAAGAUUUUAUUGAUCCAAUUCAGGAAGAAUGGUUUCCUACUUUUUAUGGCUCAAGUGAUGAAUCAUUAUCCGACGAGGAAGAGUUAGUUGUUCAGCCUAUUAAAUCUACUAGUGUAACGGAGCAAACAAAACAAUUUCUACGUGAAUGGUCUUUAGAAAAUAAUAUCACCCAUAAAGCAUUAGGUUCAUUGUGCAAAGGUUUAAAAUCCAUUUUUGCUCUUGACUUAGAUAAGCUACCUCUAGACCCAAGGACAAUUUUAGAAACACCAACAAGCAUUAAUGCACUGUCAAUUGGAAAUGGACAUUAUAUUCACAUUGGUUUAAAAAUUCACUUAAACUUUAUCGCGUCUCUUGUUAAAAAGCCAUUAUCUUCUUUAUCGUUAAUUUUUAAUGUUGACGGUCUCCCCUUAUUUAAUAACAGUACUACAGGUGAACUGUGGCCUAUUUUAAUGGCUGCACCAUGUAUUGAAAUAUUAAGCCACAAAGUUUUUCCGAUUGGAUUUUAUUUUGGUGUCGGUAAGCCUGCAGAUCUUGAACUAUACUUUUCUGAGUUUCUCACCGAGCUUCAAGAUGUUUUGACAAAUGGAUUUGUUUUUAAUGAUAGAAAAAUUAAUUCCCCUGGCUGUCAAAAAAGUAAUAUGUGGAGCGUAAUUAAAAAACGCGAUGAUCUAGAGUAUGAUGUUGUGCCCAACAGUUGGUUAUGCUUGGAAAAAAAAUGUUACUUUCCAUCCCACAUUAACAACUUGGCACAGUUGAAAAGAAUGGUCCGAAAAUGUGCACCAGUUGAAUCUUCCUGGGAAGUUAUGGAAAUAGAGAUAAAAAAACGCGACUAUGGAAAAAGAAAUCCCAAGAAACCAAUUUACUCUGAUGAGGAUGUUACUGACGAUGAUGAUAUAAGUGAAAUUGUUGACAAGCCCUCUACAGAAUCUGAAGACGGUGACAUGGCCAAUACAACUCCAAAGGUUCCUAUUCCACCAGCACCUACUUUACCAUCAAAAAAAGACAAUUCAGUACAAAAAACGGACAAACCACCACUAUCAAAAACACAUAUUAUUGACAAUUUUGUGCCGCCAAGGAUCGAAAAAUGUGCACUUGCCAAAGGAAAGAAUCAUCAUUGUGCUUGUGAGCAGCCUAUCACAAUGCAGUCUUUGGCUCACAGUUUAUGUGCUAUUUCACGUCAAGUAGAACGAUUGACAUCUCAAAAUAAAAAUGCAAAUCUAGAGACAUUGAGCCAAAUAUCAGAGUUAAAAUCACUGAAUGGAGAAAAAAAUGAUAAUAAACUGCCUGUUCUACAGGAUUCUGACGAGGAAGCAGAGACAAACAAACUUCUGGAAAAUAUGCCUUUAAAAGAAAUCCAAUCUCUCAAAGAUUUUGAUUUAAAAAUGAAAUCAGAUAAAAAUUAUUAUCAUGCCAUGAUAUCUGCUCUCCAAGUCCGGGCAAAUACCAAAUCGUCAGUUAAAACCGCUAGGAGCAUUAUUGGUCUGUUAAUCCACCCCCAACUUUGCUCCAAACUAUCCUGGAAGGGCGUACAAAGGAAGGAUCACACUGAUAAGAAAACAUCGUUCAAAGACUUACAAACUUGCCAUUUGAUUUUUCGUGUCACAAGAAAUCUUUUCCCAAAUUUGAAGUCCGAUGACGUGGCAAAAAUUGAAACUAGCCUUUCAAACUGGCUGGCCCAAACUGGCUGUGCUGCCAAAUCCAAGGACUUGGAGAUAUAGGCUUCUUAAUUAUCCAAUUUUUUUGCAUGGGUAUAUUUUUAAAAACUACUGUACCACACCGCUUAAUGAGUAUCCAGAGUCCUAGCGUUUUUGUUUGCAAUAUUUUUCACAAUUCCUAUUCCAGAACUAGUUUUUUUUCAAAAUGCACUAAAUGCAGGUAGGGUAUCAGGCCUCUCAAAGGAAAACACCAAAUAUUCAUAUUCGGCAAUUAUUGUGGCUGAUGCAGUUGAAAAAAAAUUGUUCUGGAUAUGGACAUAAUUAUUCAACCCAUUAAUUAUCAAGGAUUUUUUGGCGUUUUCCUUCAUUAUUUUGUGUAGCUUUACUUUAAUAAUCUCUGUGAAAUAAAAAAAAGUUUAAAUCCC